Messenger RNA from Puntigrus tetrazona (Sumatra barb), 7079 nucleotides. RefSeq names its product myosin VIIBb (gene myo7bb). Gene Ontology annotation, molecular function: ATP binding; protein binding; cytoskeletal motor activity. Gene Ontology annotation, cellular component: myosin complex; cytoskeleton. The transcript is spliced from 47 exons. The record is from RefSeq and is a predicted model, not a curated record. NCBI's taxonomy places the organism in Eukaryota, Metazoa, Chordata, Actinopteri, Cypriniformes, Cyprinidae.
GACACUUCCUUGCUGCUGUCACACAAGCGACUGGAAAAUUUACGCUUGGACACGUAUGUUUUUUAAUUCCUUCUCCGAGUCAGUCAGCGAGGGUCGUCCAAAGUUAAUGAAAAGAUCCCUACGAGUCUUAAGCGGUCAUACGCUUCAAUGAGGGUUACAUUUCCGACCGGUUAAUAUAUUUAUUUACUUAUCUUUUGGGGAUUUUAAUUUCAACUAGAUGACUGUGGAACAAAAGGGAUUGUUCAAAUGGUGGUGUUAAAAAAGGGGGAUCACUACUGGAUGGACUCCAGUAUUGGGGUCCCUAUUGGAGGGUAUGUGAAGGUCUCAGCCGGUGGAAAUUGCUGCCUGAUUGAUGAUGAAGGGAAGGAGCACAAUAUCCCGGAGGGGGAGAAGGCCGGUCUGAAGCCUAUGCACCCCACCUCAGUGGAGGGUGUGGACGACAUGAUCCGACUCGGGGACCUCAGCGAAGCCGGUUUACUCAGGAACCUGCUGGUGCGCCACAAACAGAGCAGUAUAUAUACCUAUAUUGGCUCUGUCCUGGUGGCCAUGAAUCCCUAUCAGAUGCUGCCCAUCUACACGGCGGAGCAGGUUGACCUGUAUCACGGGCGUAAGCUGGGAGAGCUCCCACCGCACAUCUUUGCUAUCGCUGAUAAUUGUUACUACAACAUGCGCCGCAACAAUCACAACCAGUGCUGCAUUAUCAGUGGAGAAUCUGGUGCAGGAAAGACAGAAAGCACUAAACUGAUUCUUCAGUUCCUGGCUGCUGUGAGUGGGCAGCACUCCUGGAUAGAGCAGCAGAUCAUCCAGGCCAACCCUGUGCUGGAGGCCUUUGGGAACGCCAAAACCAUUCGGAAUGAUAACUCAAGCCGCUUUGGGAAAUACGUGGAGGUCUUCUUUAAUAAAGAGGGUGUUAUAGAAGGAGCUCACAUGGAGCAGUACCUGCUGGAGAAGUCUCGUGUCUGUCAUCAGGCGCCCCAGGAAAGGAACUACCACAUUUUUUAUUGUAUGUUAUCUGGGAUGCAAAGUGAUCAUAAGAAGACUCUUUCUCUUGGUGAUGCUUCACAGUUCAAAUACCUGACAGAGGGUGAUUGUUUGACAUGUGACGGUCGGGACGAUACUGAUGAGUUCGGACGGAUCCGUUCUGCUCUAAAGAUCCUCACUUUCUCAGACCGGGACUGCUGGGAAAUCUUCAAAUUACUUGCAGUCAUUCUGCACAUGGGAAAUAUUGACUUUCAGAGCACUAUAAUGAAUAACAUGGACAGCUGUGACGUCGUGUCAUCCAGUCAUUUCUCUGUCACUGCUAAGUUGCUAGAGGUCGAUGAUGCUGUUCUUGAUAAGAGUCUUACAUAUCGUUCCUUCAUGACAAACCGAGAAAUAGUCACGAAACCCCUCAGUUCAGAGCAGGCCACCGACACCAGAGAUGCUUUUGCCAAGGCCAUGUACGGAAGGCUGUUUGUUUGGUUGUUCAAAAAAAUAAACAGCGCCAUUGACAAACCCCAGACUGAUGAUCCAACUUACACACGCAAGUCCAUUGGUCUGCUUGACAUUUUUGGCUUUGAGAAUUUCCCCCAGAACAGUUUUGAGCAGCUGUGCAUUAAUUAUGCCAAUGAGAACCUGCAGCAGUUCUUUGUGAGACACAUCUUUAAGCUGGAGCAGGAUGAGUACAGUAAAGAAGGAAUCUUAUGGAAGCACAUUGCUUUUAAUGACAACCAGAAAACCCUGGACCUGCUGGCCAUUAAACCUCUCAACAUACUGGCUCUGAUUGAUGAAGAGAGCUCCUUUCCUAAGGGAACAGAUGAAACAAUGCUGAACAAAAUAAGCAAAGAACAUAAUGGAAACAAACUGUACAUGUCAUCCAAGAGCAACCAUGGCAUACAGUUUGGGAUUAAGCACUUUGCUGGGACGGUUUAUUAUGACUGUGAAGGAUUUUUGGAGAAGAACAGAGACUCCCUGAGCAUGGACAUAAUGGAGCUGGUUCAGAAAUCAUCCAACAAGUUGCUCAAACAGAUCUUUGAAAAAGAGACGAAUAUAAACUCAGUCAAGAACAAAAAUAAAAUCAACGAAAUCCUCACGACGCCAAGAAACUCAAUACGACAAGUAAAUGAAUCGAGGCGACAGAUAUCCACUCUGAGUGGCCAGUUCCGUCAGUCCCUGGACUCUCUGAUGAAGGCCCUGUCUCUCUGUCAGCCCUUCUUCAUACGUUGCUUCAAACCAAAUGACAAAAAGAUGCCCAUGGUUUUUAAUAGAGAGCUCUGCAUGCAGCAGCUUCGCUACUCUGGAAUGCUGGAGACCAUUAAAAUACGCAAGUUGGGAUAUCCCAUCCGGCACACCUUCAAAGACUUCCUGCAGCGCUACCGCGUGCUCCUGAAGACCGUGCACUGUGACCCCAACACUGAGCCUGCUGCAAACUGCUGUGCAGCUAUCUGCAGGGCUAUGAUCAAAGACGAAGAGGACUGGAAGAUUGGAAAAACCAAAGUCUUUCUCAGGGAUCAUCAUGACGCCUUCCUUGAACUGGAGAGAGAGCAAGAGCUUUACAGGAAGGCACUUAUCGUCCAAAGAGUGAUGCUUGCCCAUAAGGACAGAGCAAAUUUUGUAAAGAAGAGGAGGGCAGCUCUGGUUUUGCAGAAACACUGGCGGGGCCACAGAGACAGAAGCAACUUGUGCCAAGUCAAGCAAGGAUUCGCUCGGCUGCAGGCAAAAGUGCGCAGUCGUCAGCUCCAUACAGAAUAUAUGCGCAGACGGGCAGCAGCCAUCACUCUGCAAACACAGACCCGUGGCUACCUCGCAAGGAAAGACCUGAAAUGCAAAAAAGAUGCGGUAAUACUGCUGCAGGCACAGACCAGAGGACUGCUGGCCAGGAAGACCUUCAAGAAAAUGAAAACAGAUCUUCAGCAACCUCUAGAGGAGCUGCUCAGAAAAAACGAGGAAGCUGCCAAAUCCCAGGACGAGGAUGACGAGGAAAUGGUGGAGAAUAUCUUUCGUUUCCUUCCAAGCGCUAUAGUAGGACAAGAGGGCCCAGCCCCUGAGGGAUUUGAGGAUUUGGAGGCAGAGCCGGUGAAGUUAGAGGAGAUUGAAUUAACAGAGAGCCCUGUAAGGGAGAGGAAGGUGAUGUCAUUCCCAGACAGUAGUGAAGACAGUCAAGAUGAAGAGGAUGAUGAUGAGGAAGAAAAGGAAAAGCAAAGGCAGAAAGACAAAGAAAGGGAGAAAGAAAUGGAGAAGGAAAAAGAGGAAGAGAAGGAGAACGAUGAAUUCUCCUUCUCUAAAUUUGCUUCUUUACACUUCCAAGGAUCAUCUACUCACUCACAUAUCCAACAGAGAUUAAGACAACCCCUGCUCUACCAUGAAGAUGAGGGAGAUGCCCUGGCUUGUUUGACAGUAUGGUGGAUAAUACUGAGAUUUAUGGGAGAUCUUCCAGAGCCGAGGCAAGAACGUGUUUCUUCUAUUGUUGAUCCCAUUCAGAUGAACCUUGGUCAGAGACAAGUGCGGCGACUCAGUAACCUUGUUGGGUUGGAUCAGAAAUUUCUGAGAAAAAAAAUGAAGCAACAGAAGAGAAAACACUCAGCCAUUCCUGAAGAAGAGCCAGAAGAACCACAAUCUAAAAUGCAGACUGUUCAAGAGGAAGAGGAUGUACUGUUUGGAGAGAGAGCAACGUAUGAUCGUCCAAUGACACCAUUGGAGAAAUUGCAUAUUAUUGUAGGAUAUGCUAUUGUACGAAGAGAUAUAAGGGAUGAAAUCUACUGUCAGAUCCUUAAGCAGUUGACAGCCAAUAAGAACCACAAAAGUGCAAACAGAGGCUGGGUUCUUCUGUCAGUCUGUCUGGGUAUUUUCCCCCCUACGGAUCGCCUCAAUAAGUACCUGCAGAGCUUCAUACGCUAUGGGCCAAACGAGUACUCUUCCUACUGUUCAGAGCGACUGCAGAGGACUUUAGCCAACGGAGAAAGAACUGAGCCACCAUGCUGGGUUGAACUACAGUCUGUGGAGAACAAGAACCCCAUUACAGUAGUUGUGAGUCUGAUGGACGGCAAAAGCAUCACCCUCACUGUGGAUUCAGCCAGCACUUCUGCAGAGGUGUGCAACUCAAUUAUCCAGAAAAUAAACCUGCAGGACACUUACGGCUUCUCCCUAUAUGCUGCGAUGUAUGAGAAGAUGUGGUCUCUUGGCAGUGGCAGUCAGCACGUCUUGGACACUGUGUCCAUUUGUGAGCAGGAUGAAAAGAGGCAGGGGAGAGAGGAACAACACGCUCCUUGGCGUUUCUACUUCCGCAAAGAGAUCUUCACUCCAUGGCACGACUGUUCAUCUGACUAAGUCAGCACAGACCUCAUCUACAGACAGAUCAUCCACGGACUCAAAAGUGGUGAUUAUCAGUCUGAUAAGGAGGAUGAUUAUGUGCAGCUCGCAACCAGACAUUACUAUGUACAGUAUGGCUCUGAAAGCAGUAUGGAAAAAGCAGAAAAGAUUGUUCGUGAGUGCAUAAACAUCACUUUAAUUGAGAGCAAGUCUAUGGUCAAGCUGGUGCAGAUGAUUCAUUCUGCACACACACAGGGUCCUUACAUAAACUCUACUAAACCUGUUUAUGAAGUGGAAGAGGAGACUGUUGAAUAUGCACGGCAUAAGUGGCCAAUAUAUUUCUCCAAAUUCUUUGAGGCUCAAAUUGUUUCAGGUCCCGCAGUGCCUCAAGACCAGUUUGUAGUUGUUGUGAACUGGAAGGGGGUCUUCUUUCAGGAUGUGACAGAAGCCGCAUUUCUACAGCUCUCUUAUCCUGAGGUGACAAGCAUAGAAUUGGGUGAGGAAAUUGUGUGCUUGAUGACUCCAAGGGGUAUGUAUGAGUUGAGGGCUGUGAAGGGAAGAGAAUUAAUGGAGCUGGUCAACAUGUUCAUCUCAGGACUUAAGAAGAGAUCAGUGUAUGCUGUGGCAAUACAGGACCUUACAAGACAAGAGGAUCCCACAUUGCUGAGCUUCAGAAGGGGCGAUGUACUGUUUAUCAUAAAGGACGAGGAGUAUUCUUCUGAAGAAGGCUGGAUCAAAGCAAGAAAUGAGAGGACCAAUCAAACCGGAGCAGUUUCCUUAGAUGCCAUUCGGAUUUUGCCAAUGAUGACCAGGCCUACAGAAGAAACACUGAAUUUGCUGAAUUUGACCCCAGCCCGGAGAAAGUCAGUGAUGCCGGUGUUGCCUCAGAAGGAGGAGCUCAGCACAGAGAAAGUUUCCGUUGUGACGCUCAAAGAGUUCUCUUUUGAUUAUUUCAGGGAGUCAAAAGGAGGCAAAGGAGGGGCUAAAGAGAAACUGUGGGCCAACAACAAAGAGCCUCUGAAACAGCCGCUGCUCAGGAACCUGCAGGGCAACUCAGAGCUCUGCCACCUCGCUUGUGACUGCUUCACAGCUAUCCUUAAAUAUAUGGGAGAUUAUCCCGUCAAGCAUGUGCGGACACCAAUAGAUUUAACAAACCAGAUCUUUGGGCCAGCCACAGCACACGUGGAACUAAGAGAUGAGAUCUACUGCCAGAUAAUGAAGCAGAUGACUAAUAACAGCCAUGGGUUGAGCAUGGAGCGAGGUUGGCAGCUGUUGUGGCUGUGUUGUGGUCUCUUUCCUCCAAGUCACUUGCUGCUGAGAUAUGCUCAACGUUUUCUGGAGUCCAGACCCAGAGAGCCUCUGGCCUCGGCCUGCCUGCAGAGGAUGCAAGCUAUGCUCAGCAUCGAGGGAAGGAAGUUGCCUCCUCACCAGGUCGAAGUGGACGCCAUUCAAAAUAACAGCACUCAGAUUUUCCAUAAAGUUCAUUUUCCCAACGACACAUCUGAACUGUUUGAGGUGACCACCACCACGAGGAUCAAAGACUUAUGCCGCAACAUUGCCAGAGACAUCCGGCUCUCCUCAUCAGAUGGAUACAGCCUGUUUGUUAAAACAUCCACAAAGGUAGUAAGCAUGGAUUCUAAAGAGUACUUUUUUGACAACCUCAGGCAACUCACAGAUGUCGUCAAGAAAGGAAAAAAAGUCAAGGAGGCUACUCCAACUAUUGUCCCUUACCUGGUGCUCUUCAUGAGGAAGCUCUGGUUUAAUGUGAUCCCAGGAAAGGACCUAACUGCUGACCUAACCUUCCACUUUCCCCAGGAAUUUCCAAAGUAUUUGCGGGGUUAUCAUAGUGCAUCUAAAGAGGACAUGAUCAGUCUGGCAGGACUGCUGUUCCGUAUUCAGGUUGACGCGGAUAAUUCACAGUUUGUCAUGAUCCCUAAAAUGCUGAAAGAUCUGGUACCAGCUGAUCAGCAGAGGAUCAUGGCUCCUGAUGACUGGAAAAAGCACAUCAUCAGCGCGUACAACAGGCAGGCCGGCAUAACUGUGGAUGAAGCCAAACUCCAGUUCCUGAAGACGAUCUCACAGUGGCCUACCUUCGGAUGUGUUUUCUUCGAAGUAAAGCAAACGUCAGAGAAGAGUUACCCCAGUGUUAUUACUCUAUCAGUCAGCAAGCAAGGAGUUAGCAUCAUCAACCCUAAGACAAAGGAGGUGCUUGUGAUGCAUCUGUUCAGUAAGAUCACUUCCUGGUCUAGUGGAAACACCUAUUUUCAUCUGACCAUCGGCAACCUAGUGAUGGGCAACACUCUGCUCUGCGAGACUUCUAUGGGUUAUAGAAUAAGUGAUCUCCUGUCCUCUUACAAGGACAUGUAUCUGAACGAGAUACCAAAAGUGCGGAAAUCAAGGAGGAUCAACAUGUAGUUGGAUUGUUUUUGCGACAAUUCUUUUUUUAGGUAUUUACCGUAAUAAUUAUACUAAUAUAUAAUAAUAUACUAGGAAUUUGGUAUAUUGCGGAAGUAAAUGAUUGUGUUUAAUGAUUCUAAGAUCAUCACUUUUUAAUAUGUAACAGUAACUAGUAUAGAUCUCAGUCAGUGAAAUCAAUGUUUUUGCUUGUUGCUACUUUUAUGUGCAUAUGUAUUUCAAAAAUUAUUGGCUUGAGUAUUUAUUUUUAUUUCACUAGUCCACCGUCUCAUUGACUUUGCAUUGCAAUGUUACACUAGGUGGCAGUAUUUUUACAGUUUAAUUCUAAUCUAUCUAAUGCUGCUUUGAUGGAACUAUAUUUAACAAUAAAAGUUAAA